AUGGAUCUCCAGGAGACCCAGCGUAUCCUUUCCGAAUAUCUGCACGAACUCGCAGAUCUAUUCCACCGUGUGCCUGGCUCCGCAAUCUUCCUCCGCUACGUGAAAUCCAGCUAUCAAGAUGACCCAAUUCGUUCUGCCGUCGAACUUUUCCUCUUCCUCUUUGCCGUGCGAUACCUUCUAGCGCCCAAGUAUUCGACCAAACCGGGCGUGGUACCACUGACGGAAGACGAGAUUGACGACCUCGUGGACGAAUGGACCCCGGAGCCCCUGGUCGGGGACCCGACGGCCCUGGAAGCGAUGGAAGUUGAUAAGCGGACCGUGAUUGUUGGCCCUGUAGGCCCGAAAUCGAAACUCACCAACGGCCGCACUGUGAUGAACCUUGGUUCCUUCAAUUUCUACAACUUCAAUACGAAUGAGUCGCUCAAGGAACAGGCUAUCCAGACACUCCGUGCUUAUGGUGUGGGUCCAUGCGGACCGCGUGGUUUCUACGGCACUCAGGAUGUUCACAUAAAGACUGAGGAUGAUGUCGCGUCGUUCUUGGGGACCGCGGCUUGCAUUAUCUACUCCCAGGCCUUCUCUACCAUUUCUAGUGUUAUUCCGGCCUUCUCGAAGCGUGGUGACAUUAUCGUCGCGGAUAAAGGGGUUAGCUUUGCUAUUCGAAAGGGUAUUCAGAUCUCUCGAAGCAUGGUCCGAUGGUAUGAACAUAAUGACAUGGAGGAUUUGGAGCGCGUGCUCGCGAAGGUCACUAAGGAGCAGGCCCGGAAGCCCCUGACUCGCCGAUUCAUUAUCACCGAGGGUUUGUUUGAGUCUUAUGGCGACAUGGCGGACUUGCCCAAGAUCAUCGAACUACGACUCAAGUACAAGUUCCGUUUGAUUCUCGAUGAAACCUGGUCCUUUGGUGUUUUGGGACGCACUGGCCGUGGUAUCACGGAGCACCAGAACGUCGAUGCUGCCGAGGUUGAUAUGAUUGUGGGGUCCCUGGCCGGUCCCCUUGUUGCUGGUGGUGGCUUCUGUGCUGGUUCAGAGGAGAUUGUUCACCACCAGCGUAUUUCGGCUGCUGCUUAUACCUUCUCUGCUGCGCUUCCCGCUCUUCUUUCGACUACCGCCAGUGCCACUAUCAACAUCCUCCAGAACAACCCUGAGACAGUGUCACAACUUCGUGAACACACCAAGGCUAUGCGGGCUCAAUUGGAUCCCCGAAGCGACUGGGUUUACUGCACUAGCGCGCCUGAAAAUCCUAUCUUGGUUUUGGUCAUCAAGCCGGAGGUUGUGGCUGCUAAGCGUCUCACAGAAGAUGACCAGCAGUUCUUGCUUCAAGAUGUUGUCGAUGAGUGUCUGGCCAACGGCGUUCUGAUUACGCGGCUCAAGACCCUCGAGGACAACUUCCAGCCUAAGCAGGUUAUCCCGCCCGCCCUGAAGGUGUGCGUCACUACCGGUCUCACCAAGAAAGAGACCGAAAAGGCAGGAACGAUUAUUCGACAUGCCAUUACCAAGUCUCCCCCGGGAGAACCUGGCUGCAAAAUGAAGCGCCUUACUCAGUCACUUGUUGGCCUGCUACUUGCCUGUGGUGUUUGCGCCGAAGCUGGGGCCGACAAACAACCCCGUGCAAAUCUCGCUCAACCAGCCUAUACCAAAGAGGUAGUCGUCUGGGUCAAUGAGAAGGGAGAAACCAUCAGCACGGAAACACACUACGUCCAGGCCUUGACCUCUGCGCUCCAAGAGAAUCAACCCUCAAUAUCAACCCCGGAUACAAAUGGUGCACCACCACACGCCCUAUCUAAGAACAGCAACGACCACCCCGUCCCAGCCAAGGGCAAACCCAAGAAUCUACCACACCACCCACACAAGCACCCCAAACCAGCCGUCUCCCAUUCCCACCAAAACCAACACCCAAACGCCAACUUCGGCAUAUCCUACUCCCCCUACAAAGCAGACCGCACCUGCAAGAACCAAGAAGAAGUAAACCAAGACUUAGACCGAAUCUCCUCAUACUCCUUCAUCCGCAUCUACGGAACAGACUGCGACCAAACCAAAACCGUAACGACCGCCGCCCGCCGCCACAACAUGCAAGUCUUCGCCGGCAUCUACGACCUAACCAACUUCCCCUCCAGUCUAGACGCCUUCAGCGAAGCAAUAACAGAUCCAAACGGCAAAAAAGACUGGUCAAUCUUCCACACAAUCGCCGUAGGCAACGAGCUCGUAAACGGCGGCACCAACUCCGCCACCGACGUCGCAGCCGCCGUACAAACCGCCCGCUCCAUCCUCCGCGCACAGGGGUACACCGGGCCCGUCGUCACAGUCGACACUUUCUCCGUGCACCUCGACCACCCGGAACUCUGCCACGUGUCCGACUACUGCGCGGCGAACUGCCAUGCUUUCUUCGACGCCACGCAGCAGCCUGCUGGCGCCGGCGCGUAUGCGCUCGAGCAGGCGCGCAGUAUCUCGGCUGGGGCUGGGGGGAAGCGUACUAUGAUUACGGAGUCUGGGUGGCCGCAUGCUGGGGAUGCGAAUGGGGGUGCGGUUCCGUCGAAAGAGAAUCAGUUGGCGGCGGUUGAGAGUUUGAGGAGGAGUUUUGAGAAGAGGAGGGAGGAUUUGGUACUCUUUACGGCUUUUGAUGAUUUGUGGAAGGAUGAUAAUAUGUAUACUUUUAAUGCGGAGAAGUUUUGGGGCAUUCAUGGAGGGUUGUAG
Molecule: messenger RNA, 2688 nt
Organism: Penicillium roqueforti
Lineage: Eukaryota; Fungi; Ascomycota; Eurotiomycetes; Eurotiales; Aspergillaceae
Product: CAZyme family GH17
Exons: 7
Coding region: 1-2688 (895 amino acids)
Biological process (GO): ceramide biosynthetic process; sphingosine biosynthetic process
Cellular component (GO): endoplasmic reticulum
Molecular function (GO): pyridoxal phosphate binding; serine C-palmitoyltransferase activity
Source: RefSeq, a predicted model, not a curated record